AUGAAUCCCGACGACUACGAUUUGAGUACAUCGGAUGCCUGCAGACGGGCCUUGACUCAAGCCUUUUUCGAUGCCGUUAAUGAAGCCGCGGCGGAAUGCUUGGCACAAAUGCAGCGGGAGCAGGCAGUGGCGGAGGAGGUGGCGGCGGCGGUGGCGCGGGUCCCUUGCUCGAUACGACGUCGGACGUAUGUCCCGCGCGAGCAGGAUGUAGCGCACGAACGUCUGUUCGCAGAUUAUUUUUCCGAGAAUUCAAGGUGGGGCCCGAAUGUUUUUCGCCGACGUUUUAGAAUGAGCCGAAAUCUUUUUCUCCGCAUUGUGCACACGUUGGAAGGACGUGAUGAGUACUUCCAGUAUCGGGAAGACGGGAUCGGCAGACACCGGUCUUACGCCAUUGCAGAAGUGCACGGUUGCGAUCCGCCAGUUGGCCUACGGCACAACAACGGAUAUGUUCUACGAGUACCUUCACGUCGGGGAGACAAAGCGGCCGCGAAUGUCUCAAGAACUUUUUUGCACGUUUUCCUUGGGAUGCUAGGGAACAUCGACUGUAUGCACCGGCAGUGGAAGAACCGCCCGACGGCGUGGAGAGGCCAAUUUACUAGUGGCUACAAGGGCAGCCCCUACGAUGAUCCAGGAAGCCGUCGCUGA
Messenger RNA from Salvia hispanica, 645 nucleotides. NCBI's taxonomy places the organism in Eukaryota, Viridiplantae, Streptophyta, Magnoliopsida, Lamiales, Lamiaceae. The record is from RefSeq and is a predicted model, not a curated record.